Molecule: messenger RNA, 7279 nt
Organism: Cygnus olor (mute swan)
Lineage: Eukaryota; Metazoa; Chordata; Aves; Anseriformes; Anatidae
Product: E3 ubiquitin-protein ligase RNF13-like
Exons: 1
Coding region: 5884-6903 (339 amino acids)
Biological process (GO): ubiquitin-dependent protein catabolic process; positive regulation of DNA-templated transcription; protein ubiquitination
Cellular component (GO): cytoplasm; nucleoplasm
Molecular function (GO): ubiquitin protein ligase activity
Source: RefSeq, a predicted model, not a curated record
GAAACAACUUCCUCUGAGCUGCAGUUCCUCAUUGCAAGGCACUAUUGCCGUGUUGCACCAGAGGAAGAAAGAAAUAAAUAUGGAGGAGGAAUAAAAGUGAAGGUGAAAAGAUGGAAUCUGUGGAAGAGCUGUGAGAGGAAGGUGGAGGCCCCACCACAGGUACCCUGGGCAGAAGUGGGGAGAAGCUUCCGGAAGGUGGCGGCAGGUCUGGGCUGCCUCAGGCACCCACCAAGGGCCUCCCCCUGGGGAGGGGGGCACCCCAGGCCCAGCUCCCUGUUGUCCCCAGCAUGUGGGACCCUCUCUGGUCCCCUUUCUGUGUGACCACUGUGCUCUUGUGCUUCCAGCUGGCUGAGAGUGGCCAUGGCAACAGCACCAGAGCAGGAGGCCUGGCUGUCGCUGUGGGCCCGGAGCUGACCCUCAUGGAGGGCGGGAUGGCGGCCAGCCCUGCUCCCGGCAGUGCCCAAGCAGAUUCCUCAGCCCUCAGCCCCCAGUGCCACAGAGCUGAGGUCCCUCAUGCUUGGCAAGGUGGGCACAAGGCCACCACCAAGGCACAAGGCUUCAGGGAUGUGGCACCAGGUGAUAAGGAGGUCGAGGGAGGGUUCAUGGUGGCCUUCGUCAUGGAGGUAGGUGCCAAGCUUCAGAGGAAAAUGGGACAGACAGGGCAAGGGGCUGUUAUCCUCCAAGAUAAACGCUGCUUCUGGAACAAUGCUGGUGGGAGCUCUGGCUGUUGUGCCUGCAGGUGCUUCACUUGCUAUCCAGACCUUUAUUACAGCCUGAUCCUGCCCGUCUGCAAGGUCACCAGCUUCCUGGUCACCAUGUUAACAGGCAUCCAGAUUCUUGCAAGAUGCGUGAAGAGGUACCGAAGCUGGAGGUGGAACAAACACCAGAGCAAAGGACAACAUCCAGAGAUCCCCCCCAGCAAGGUCUGGGGGGCCAUCCACCACCAUCAGUGUGCCAUCUGUCUGCAGGCGUACAAGCCCCGUGAGGCCCUGAAGCUGCUCUCCUGCACCCACGCCUACCAUGGCAAGUGCAUCGACCUGUGGCACUGCGCUCAGCCCGGGAGCAAGACAUGUCCCCUCUGCUUGCGCAGUGUGACCGCGGUAGCGCUGAUCCCCCUCCAUGCACACAACAGUGAGUAGAAAUAACCCAGGAAGGCUCAUCCAAACUGCCCCCUGGAAAAUCAAGCCCCCCCAUACACUCUCCUACUGUCUUCCACCCCCCUCCUUGCAACUCAAACUCCAGCCAAUGCCUCUCGGGAAGCAUAAACACAGCACUGGAUUAUAAACAAUCGGAAAUGCGCAGGUAGGGAAUAAAGACUGAAAGGACAAAUGAAGUAUUGAGCGCAUAUCCUUGGCUCUGCCUGGUUUGGAUGGACUUCAGUCUAGAAGAUUUGUGAGGUCCACAACCGCAGAACAGAAGCAGCAGCACACACUAGCUCUUGCCAAGCCCGUGGAUGGCCUGACUUGAGGUUCCUCCUUCCACUCUGUUUCUGAAGCUCUCACUCCUAAAAGCCUGCACAAACAGGUUUAUUCCAACGAAGGGUCCAAUUACUGCAAUUAACAGGUAACUUUUAGCACUAAGCCUAGGUUGAUGAAACAAGCACUCUACAUUCCUUUUUUUUUUUUUUCCCCCAACCAUAUAGUUUAAAAAGAACAAAAAGCUGCUAAAUGGAGAGGAUGUUUUUGCUUUAUGUCCAAGAUUUUCAGGGCAUUUUGCCAAAAGUAGAAAAGGCAAGAUGAUAUUGCCGGCACCAGUAUCUAAUAAAGAUGAUGUCUCCCUCCGUUGCAAGGCAAACAGCUGGAACUAGAAUCCAUUUCCAGACAUGGGUACCGAGUUGCAAUGGCCCAGAUUUGCUCAACUGCCUUUUUUAAUUGUGAGCAUUAGCCGAUUAUGGGUACUUUUGUAGCAGGUCCAUAAAUCACUGCCUUAUAAUCUUCUGUAUGCAUUAGGGCCCAGAUUAUCAUGCUUGUACUAGGUAAUAACACAGAGGAGAGAUUGCCUGGACCCCUGGGAAAUCCAGGAGAGACACCUGGCAGAGCACAAGAGCACACGACGCUGAGACACGUGUAGGGAAUGGCGCACACAAGCAGGGCUUGCAGAGCUCCCGCAAACCUGCUCUCCAUUCCUCUCCCACUUCCCUUCUCACACAGAAGCAGCAAACAGCAAGGCACAAAAACUUUCCCCACACACGACUCCAUUUCUCAUCUACCUAACAAUGUUUUGGGUGGUGACUCUGUUUCAGCUAUCUAUUCAGUAAAGACAUGGGUCAUUCUUUCCUUUGAUCCUAGAUGAAAGGAGGUGGUUACAUGCACCAGUUUCUAAAUCAGCUCCUAGCAAAAAAAAAAAAAAAAAAUCAUUAACUACAGGGUGCAAGUCUGCCUUCCAGCCAGCUUGCCGCAGAGCUGGGGGCUUGCUCAGUCAGCAGGAGGGUGGAAGCGUGUCCCACAUAUCUUUCUUUAAAAAAGAACUGGGAGCACUGGGAGCAGAAAGGUUUUCACUGGAAGGUCACUAGAUGGCCCCAGAUCUUCCUUCACAGCAAAUCACUGGCAUUUCACUCCAUGAGCCUGGUCCUCUCUAAUCCUAUAGCACGACCCCAGAGGAGCAGCAUGCCCUGAUAAGAAGGGCACCGAGCUAGAACCAGGGAUACCUGCCAAGAUGUCUUGAGCCCUGCAUUUAACCCCACAAUGGCUUUUUGUGCUCCUGGCCUUUGGCUGUUCAGGGCAGCGAGCGUCUGCUGUUUUGUCUGUACAAUGCCACUGCCUGUGGACCUGAGAGACAGACCUAAUACAGAUAAAGGACAAGAAGCCUGAUUAUGUACAAACUCACAUCAUAGCACUGCCAGGCUGCUCUUUUCAUGCUGCAAAAACCUCAGAAAAAAAAAUCUAGACUUAUUCUCCAAGUUAAAUCAAUGCUGGAUCAGGCACCUGUAAUGAAUCUUUUGUUGGAAUUGUAACGAUGUCCACAUCAGUCAGUCUUCUUGGCAUCUCUGUUACAGUUUAAGCUAUUUGGGCAGGACAAGGGUUAGAUUGUGCUAGCAGUUAUGUGGGGUCUAAAUCAACACCAAAUUCCUACGGAUUUAGCAAACCUUUUUUCCGUGGAGUACAAGCAAAAAGAGGAGAUAGUUUUAGAUCCCUAUUCCUGCAUGAAGGCAUAGCCCCAAAGAAGGAGCAUAAAAGAACAUGGGGUCUUCAGGAGGGGUGGUGUAAGUGACGAGUUAACAGAGGUAAAUGGUCUUUUCCUUUCUUCUAGCUUGGAUCUUUGUUCAAGUGGUAAAAUGGGACCCGUUCCCUGUAAUUGCUCUGCUCUUGCACACAACUGUCGUCUCCCACGUGUGGCUUGUUGACAUUUAAAUAAAUUGCAAUUAUUCUGACAAAGUAGAUUGCAGGGACUCCAGAGGAAAUGGGUCAAGAAUAUAUCCAGGAGCAUCUGCAAUGUAUUUAACAGAUGAACGUUACAGGGGUAGGGCACAACGAGAAGGAGAGUUCAGUGCUGGCUGUAAUGAAUGCAGCAUGGGGCUGGAGAGGCCUGCAGGACAGCCUGGCACAGUCCCACACACGUGUGGGAAGCGCAGCUCAACCUCAGCCAGCAGGAGCCAAAGCCUCCAGGGCACUGGUGAUGAAGGAGGCAGGCAGCAGCGAUGCAAACAGACAGCACAGGGGGGAACCACAGAGGAUAGGGCACCACUUUGGCCCUUGGAUUGAACGCCAUCUUGGCCUAAGUUUUUCCUGAAGCCCUCCUCGCUAAUCUUGUCUGUAUCCUGUUCCCCUCUUUGUCACUGUCCAGCCUCUUCAAGAGGAUCUGUACUUUUACCCACAGCUCACUUUGGGGUAAUGCUACGCGUUACUGAGAUCCAGGCUGGACACUAACACCUGAUUUCUCCUUCUAUCCAAGGGCUUGGUGAGGGAGCCAGGAUGGCUGCUCAUGCCUUGCUGAUACAGGAUAUAAGAAAUGGCGCUAGAGCAGCCAGAAGAUAACAGUACACAGCCAGAGCUGAAGAUAGUACAGCAUAGCAUCUGCACAGAAAACAACAGGAAUCCUUCCUUAGUCCCACAUCUGUCAGAGCUCAAGUACAGAUGCAUGGCUCCUUGUCCAACCCCACAGACAGACCUGCCCCUAAGUCAGGCAGCAGUGACUGGCAGUACAUAAAGCUUCGAUCUGGAGGCAAAAAUAGAGAGCUGAGUGCAAGUAAAGAAACGAGGGUGAUGGAUGCCAUCACAGGGACUGUAAGGCCAAGCCAAAAAUGAACCCUCAAAAAGUUCUCCCGGUGUAACUCCAUUUCCUUCAUCUCAUUGUGCUUCAGAGUCUUUGGCUUCAACCCCUUCCCCAAACCUUUCCCUUGUUUUUAAAUGCAACAAAAUGCCUCCCUGUGAGUGUAAAACUCUUUAGAUGAGGGGAAAAUAAAAUCAAUUUGAAAUCACAGCUGCUGGGAGUCUCUGGCACACACACACACUGUCUGCUGACAUUUUCUGUAGCUCUUUUCCCGGUGAAAUCUGUCUCAAGCAGAGCCCAAGGGGGCUAGUAACAAGUCAGUUACCUAGUACACAAUUUUUAUUUUUUUUUUUUUAAACUUUGGGUCCAACACAACUGCAAUGGGAACCACGGGGCUACUCCCAAGUGGACUGUUAAACAAAAAGGGUUGUUUGUUAAAAGGUACAGGUUUUUAGGGAUUUGUGGUUCAGAACUGACCUGGGUUCACUGCAUAUUCACUGCUAGUUUGCUCUGACAACCAGGAGAGCUAUUGCCUCCCCAUCAGGCUGGUGUUCCUCUGGGCACAGAGCACUCACCAUUGGAGGUGGGAAUUGCCUGAAAGAUGAGAGCUGCAUUGUCACUCCGGGAGGAACGGACAACACUUGUCCUCAUGCCUUGCAAUCCCCUUUUCAGCUAUUUCACCAUCACUCAAAUUUUAAAUCUGUAUUUAUAGCUAGAAGCUAAAGUCUUCCUUCAGUCAUUUGAUUCCUGCAGGUGAGAUUUUAAAGUGAAUAAGGUAAAAGCUCAAGCACAAGAUCGCAGUCCUCCCAGGCUCACCCAGCUCAACAGGAGUCCUGCGAGCUCAGCCCCAGCAAACCUGGCUGCUCAUCAGGUCCCUUGAAGGUGGAUCCGCUCUCAUAAAAGUUUGGCUAAUGGCAGAGAGUGAGGCCACAGAGAUUUUCAACUUCUGCUAGCAGCAAUUUUUGACUGACAGUUAAUGAUUGACUUAUUUCAAAUGGGAAAAAAAAAAAACUUCUACCCUAAGCAAUUUAUUUGGUUUGGUGUCGGUUCAAAGAUUAUGAUUUUCAGGAAAAAGAACACGUUCAGCAGACCAAUUUGAGCUGCCACGUGCACCUCCAGCGGCAGAUGGUGGCCAAGCCUAACAGCUCGCUCCCACUCUGCUGGGUUUUCCAGACACUGCUUGGCCACCAGCACAAAGCAUCCCAGUCUGCAAUGGGCACGGUGCUGGUGGGGAGGCUCAUUCAUUCUACCUGCAUAUCAACCAGAUGAGAGCAACCAGCAUCCUAUCUGUACUCAGAGGGAGAUAAAACCAGAAGCCACAUGCAUGGAGCAGAUCAAAAAGGAAGGGGAAAGAGUGGUUUAAGCACAGUGGCAGUAAUGCCACGUCUCCCUGGCAUGGAACACAGCGACCAGGUGAUGUCACAGACCUGCAGAUAUGAUGUAAGGGUGUUGCUUAGCAGCUGAAGACAGCAGAAGAGAGACGAGUUGUAUCCCGGGAACCUCCAAACCUAAGGAGAACCUGCAGAAACUGUUUCAUCUCCACCCUGCUGUGGCUCCAAGUCAUGGCACAGUGAUAACAGCCAGCUGGGAUAAUUCUUCUGUGACUGUCUCUCACAAUUUUCCUUUGGGACUAGCCUGGAAAUCUGUUUUCAGAGCUACCCAACUGCAUUCAACAUGAGCCUUCAGCUCCAGCUCCUUUACUUUGUGGUUGCCACCUUCCUCCACGAGGUUGCUGUUGCAGAAGCCUUUGGCCAUGUGGCUUACAAUGGCAGCUCCAAGUGCGUUGUGUACAAAGCCCUGCCCGCAUGCUUUGGGCCACAGCUCCCGGCAGAAGGGCUGACAGGGUACCUGAUGAGGGCGAUACCACCAAAUGCUUGCCACGCCAUAGAGAAUCCUCCAGCACCAAGGAAGGCCUCAGAGAAAUACAUUGCGCUCAUCCAGGGGUGCGGCUGCUCCUUUGCUGAGAAGGUCCUUCACGCCCAGCAGGCUGGCUACCAAGCUGCUGUUGUGUACAACGUGGAUUCGGAGCAAAUGAUCACCAUGACAUCUGACGACAAAGAAAUCCAGCAGCAGAUUGAAAUACCUUCACUCUUCACCGGAGAAUCUGUCUCCCUUCACAUGGAAAAGACUUCGCAAUGUGAGAAAGGGGCAUACAUCAGACUUCUACCACCCAAAUACUAUUUCGCUCCUUAUCAAGGCAAUGCUAAAAUGCUGCAGGACACUCGCAUCAUGCGGGACAUGUUCUACAUCAUUAUCACCACUAUCUCAAUUAUGGUUGGCAUAAGGUGGUGCAAGAAGGCUCAUAAGAUAAAGCUGUAUACAUACAAGCGGGGAGACAAGCACGAGAGCUGUGUGAUCUGCAUGUCAGAGUACAAGGAAGGGGACCUCCUGAAGAUCCUGUCCUGUUCCCACGCUUAUCACUGCAGCUGCAUUGACACCUGGCUCCACACCCAGCCCGGGAAGAAGACAUGUCCCUUCUGCAAGCAGCCCGUGAACACCCACGGGCAAGGUGAGCUCCUGCUAGAACAGGCUCACGAGGAUGUGAAUGAGGAGGAAGAGGAGGAGGAGCAGGGCCAAGAAUAUGAUGCGUUCAGAGAAGCGUAUGAAGAUGACGAAUAUGGAGAUGGGGAGCAAGAUAAUGCAAACUCAGUGGAAGGGGAGUGCUUUGAUUCUCUGGAGAACAGCACCAUUUGAGCUGUGAGUUGGAUAAGUUAUCAUUAAACCAAGCAAAACUUCCCCUGUGCUUUCCCUCAGCUCCUGCUCCAGGCUAGCUUUUACUGGGAAGCAAGCAAUGAACACUGCAGUUUUGGCUCCCUUCCCCGGGUCCCCCACCACAACAAGGCAUAAAAUCCCAGCUGGAAAUAUCAAAAAUUCCUUAAGCCAGGGCAACAGGGGAGAAGCAGGGAUUUAAGAACAUUAGGUAUGGGAGCUGGCUUAUGUCUGCUAGGAAGCUUCCUCAAUUCCCUCCCCAAAUACCUGUGCAUGGAUACACAAGCACACACACACAGAAUCUUGCUCUGAGUGUUGCCCAAAAAUCCCAGGUGAGAACCAUCCCGUGUAUUGCAGAGAG